AUGUCUGCAAAACAAGAUGAAAACGGUCUAAACAGCAUUGACAACAAGUCAAGAUUAGCUGGUAAAGAAAAUGUUAGUGGGAAUAUAUCAACUCCUAACAUCGACGUUCCCGAUGGAGGAUACGGGUGGUUUGUCCUUCUGGCUUUUGUUCUAUAUAAUUUCUGUACUUGGGGGGCAAAUUCUGGUUAUGCUAUAUAUCUGGCAUAUUACCUAGAGAACAAUACUUUUGCUGGUGGAGGUAAAUUAGAUUAUGCAACUAUCGGUGGGCUGGCAUUUAGUUGUGGGCUUUUGUUCGCACCCAUUAUAACGUGGCUUUACCACAUUUUUUCCGUCCAAUUCAUCAUAGGCUUGGGAAUUUUGUUUCAAGGUACAGCUCUUCUGCUAGCAGCUUUUUCCACAAAUCUUUGGGAGCUCUAUCUCACACAAGGUGUCUUGAUUUCAUUUGGUUUAGCAUCUAUCUUAAUACCUAGUAUCACACUCAUCCCCUUGUGGUUCAGAAAAAAAAGAUCAUUGGCCUCUGGGAUAGGAACUGCAGGAAGUGGGUUUGGAGGUAUCGUCUUUAACUUGGGGAUGCAAAGUAUUUUAGAAACGAGAGGCGUUAAAUGGGCACUUAUUGCUCAAUGCAUUAUAUGUACAAUGCUUAGUACUAUUGCGCUUAUUUUGACUAGAACCAGAUCUCAAGGAAUAAGUCAGCAUAAAAAGCACAAGUUCGAAUUACUAGAUUGGAAAAUUCUCUCAAACUUUGGAGUGUGGCUGCUUUUCGGAUUUGUGUCGUUUGCAAUGUUAGGAUACGUUGUCCUUUUGUAUUCCCUAUCUGAUUUUACCAUUAGUUUAGGCUAUAGCAGCAAACAAGGCUCAUACGUAUCAUGUAUGGUAAGCGUUGGUUCUUUGAUAGGAAGACCAAUUGCGGGCCAUGUUGCAGAUAAAUAUGGUCCAUUGACGAUUGGUAUAAUAUUGCACCUUGCCAUGGCUAUUCUUUGUUGGGCUAUGUGGAUACCAUGUAACAAUUUAGCUACUGCAAUAGUUUUUGGAUUAUUGGCUGGUUCUAUUAUGGGAACAAUUUGGCCAACAAUUGCUUCUAUUGUCGCACGCAUCGUUGGCCUCGAAAAACUUGCUGUUACAUUUAGUGCAACAUGGAUUUUUAUUGCGGUCUUUGCCUUGGUCGCUCCAAUAAUUGGUCUUAAGCUCCGUGUAACCAAUACAAAUGGAAAUGAUUAUUAUCGAACCGCAAUUUUCGUGGGCUUUGCAUAUCUCGGUGCAAGUUUAUGCCAAUGGCUUUUGAGAGGAUUUUUAAUUGCUCGAGAUGAGAUUGCUGUGCGCGAGGGUUAUUCGGCUGAUCAAAAUGAAUUGCAUUUAAGUGUUAAAUCUUCACAUUUAAGCAAAUGUCUUUUUCGUUAUAGGCAAUUACCUAGGACUGUUUAG
This is a messenger RNA of Saccharomyces kudriavzevii IFO 1802, 1422 nucleotides long. It is a transcript of the gene MCH2, whose product is annotated as Mch2p. NCBI's taxonomy places the organism in Eukaryota, Fungi, Ascomycota, Saccharomycetes, Saccharomycetales, Saccharomycetaceae. The record is from RefSeq and is a predicted model, not a curated record. Gene Ontology annotation, molecular function: transmembrane transporter activity. The coding region runs from base 1 to 1422 and encodes 473 amino acids. The transcript has a single exon. Gene Ontology annotation, biological process: transmembrane transport.